Symbiodinium sp. CCMP2456 is the source of this 3072-nucleotide messenger RNA. The record is from the annotation of a GenBank genome assembly. NCBI's taxonomy places the organism in Eukaryota, Dinophyceae, Suessiales, Symbiodiniaceae.
AUGGAAAUACACCAAGACAGGAUGCCUUUGGCACGCAGUGUGGCACCGACGCAGUCGACACCAAGGGCCACUGCACGCGUGCAACGAGCGAUGCGUCCUUCAGCUCAUGAGAAGGAUGGCAAGAUCUUUCUUUGUGCAUCGCUGGCUUGCUCGGGCAUGGCGCUGGCACAAAGGUCCAUGUCGAGGCGACAAAGUCGACACGCUCUGCAGGCCCAGGCAAGCUCUGCAGGUGAAGGAAAAGGCCAGUCCCGGCCACGUGUCGCCGUUGUUGGGGCUGGUUGGGGGGGCCUUGGCGCCGCAAAGGCCUUGUGCGAGAACGGCUGCGAAGUGACUUUGCUGGAUGGCACCCCGCAGCCUGGAAGCGGCAUGCAAACGCCUUCAGGCAAGCCCUUCGAGGCUGGUACUCGUGGAUUUUGGAGGGAUUAUCCCAACAUGAACGCCACGCUAGCCGAAAUCGGCUUGGACGAGAGUGAACUCUUUACAGACUUCACAGAAUCUGCUUUCUACAGCCCUGAUGGGCUGGAAGCGACGGCUCCGGUGUUUGCGGGCGCGCCAGAGCUGCCCAGCCCCUUGGGCCAAGUCAUUGCAAGCUUCUCUAGGUUUCGACGCUUACCACUGGCAGACCGGCUCUCCAUCACCGGCUUGCUUCUGGCCAUGGUCGAUUUCACCCGUGAUGCUAAGACCUUCGAAGCAUAUGAUCGCAUGACAGCUCAUGAACUUUUUCUAAGAGCUGGACUGAGCCGACGUCUUGUCGACGAUUUCUUGAAGCCUACGCUGCUCGUCGGCCUCUUCAAACCCCCGGAGGAACUGUCUGCGGCUGUCACCAUGGAGUUGCUCUACUUCUAUGCUUUGGCCCAUCAAACUUCCUUCGAUGUUCGCUGGCUCAAGAAGGGCACGGUCAGCGAGACCUUGAUGUGUCCAGUCAUCAACCACUUGGUAGAGCAGCACGGCCUGACCGUGAAGGGUGGCAGUUUUGUGGAGGGGCUCGAGGUGGCCGAUGGCGCAGUGACCGGCCUUCGGUAUCGGUCCAGAAGCGCAGGAAGCGGAAGCAUGCAGACCGUGCAGAUGGAGGAUUUAGAUGCAGUGGUGCUGGCACUGGGCGCUGGCGGUCUCCGAGCUGUGCUGCGCGGAAGCCCCGAGGUUGCCAAGGUAUGCCCUAACCUGACGUCUGCAGGAUCCUUGCAGGGAAUUGAUGUCAUGUCCGUGCGUAUUUGGUUUGACCGCAAGGCCCCCGCAAACGUCUUCGCGAAGUUUAGUGCUCUUCGUGGCGCAGGAGGAACCUUCUUUAUGCUGGAUCAGUUGCAGGCAGACCAGCAGGCACUUUGGGGAGAGGAUGAGCCCCAAGGCUCCGUGGUGGCCUGUGACUUCUACAACGCCGGCGCCCUCUUCGCGCUGUCUGAUGAGGAGAUCAUCCGGCUGCUGGCCGACGAGCUGCUGCCCAGUGCAGUGCCAGAAUUCCGCAGUGCCAAAGUCGUGGACAGUCACGCCAUGCGUUUUCCCGGAGGUGUGAGUUGGUUCUCCCCUGGCUCUUUCAAGUCACGGCCAACCACAGAGACCCCACUAAGAAAUUUGGUGUGUGCAGGCAGGGCAUCCAAUCUCUUCACCCCAGCGGUGGGCUCCUCUUUGCUCUCUGCAGGUGAUUGGGUUCGUCUUGGCAGCCGGGAACAUGGUGCCAAAGGGCUUUGCCAGGAGCGAGCCCUUGUGACAGGCCUUGAGGCACACGGCACGGACAGCCAUCUGAGUCACAGAACCAAUAGCAAUUGGCCGGAUCCACUGUGGCCAGGCAGCGAACUCAUUGGCCAGGCGGCGAUGAAUGCAGCGUCGCCCGAUCUCAAAUACCAUUUGUCCGAGGUCAAGGUGCCUGUGGAAGUGCAAGCUGCCCACUACCACAAAGGCUUUGUGGACUUGCACCUUUUCGCGGGUCUUGACGAGUCGCGCUUGGAAGUCCGCAAUGCCAUUGCAGCGGAAAUUGGAUUGAAGCAUGACGAGAGUACAGAGGCUCGCCAGAGUGUGGCUCGCUUGCUUUCUGCCUGGGAGUCUUCUCGGGCUCAGCUGGUGGCAGAGGACAAGAUGAAGGUAGAGAGCAAGUUGGGCCAGACACCUCGCAUUGUCCAAUGUUCUGAAAUGGCUGCCCUGCGCAAGGCUGCUGAGGCGGUCGUGGGUAGGCUGCAGGACGAUGAAGUACCUGCGAAAAGCUUGAUUGCCGCCAAAUUAGAGCAAGUUGAAUCCGGGGAUCUUCGUGCUGAGGAUCUUCGUGAGGUCUUGUGUGUUGAAGACGCAGACAUCGAUUUGUUCAGCGGCAUCAUCGAGCAGGGUACUGGGAACCUGAAGAUUCGCCCGGGCAAGGCGAGCAUUCCCAUGCCCAACUCAGCAGAAGAACUUCGGUAUUGCGUGGGUGAUGGUGGGGUCCAAGCACAAGAACCAGUCUUGGAUCACUUCAAACCUCCUGGCACCCAGCAUGGAAGCUGGUGCUGUCCUACGAGCUGGAGGUCCCGGAAGAAAGCCUACAAGAGCCUGCGCGAUGGCAAGCUUGACUCUCUCAGCAAGGCUUUGGAGUCGGCGUGGGAGUCUCCAGAGAUCAUGAACAAGCAUUUUCUGGUUCCUCUGACCGCUUCGUCCGACUUUCUCUCUUCUCCUGCUGAUUCUGGUUGUUGGUCUUCGUGGGGCGAUUUCGUGCCGCCGCCUCCGUUUCCUGGCAAGGGCAUGGGCAAAGGCAAGUUUGGAAAGGGCAAAGAUGACGAGAGAGGUGGCAUCAUCAAAUCCAAGCUGAAGACUAAGUCGGCCGAUGGCAAGAAGCUUUGUUUCCGCUUCAACAAUGGGAAGUGCCUGGACAAAGCUUGCCCUUACCACCACGCUUGCCAGCUUUGCUUGGCUGAGGGUCACGGCAAGAAGGCGUGUCCCUCGAAGACUCAGCCUGCAGUGAUGAGGAUUCAGACAAGGGCAAUGAAGCUUUCAGACGUGGUGCAGGCCGUGGUCCUCCUCUUUGUGCUGACUUCAUGGGCAAUAGAAAGGCUGCCACGGACGGCGGAGGCUUAUGCAGUCCUGGUCGUUGGGAGCCGAGUCGCCGUUUAA